UAAGGGCCCUUCAAACCUACCUUUCACGUGCGCCAACGGACUAUGCGGGACCAUUGUUUUGCUACUCAAACGGUGUUCCUUUAUCACGUAGCCAAUUUACUAAGGAACUACGAACACUUUUGGCCCAAGGUGGUCAUCACCCUGCUCACUAUGCAGGCCACAGCUUUAGAAUCGGAGCGGCUACCACAGCUGCGUCCCAAGGUUUGCCUCAUUGGCUUAUUCAAACGCUAGGAAGAUGGUCUUCCGAUUGUUACCUCAGAUAUAUUCGCACGCCAAUCAAUGUCCUUACAGGCGUUUCAAAACGAUUGAUUGCAGAGUGA
This is a messenger RNA of Paramuricea clavata, 320 nucleotides long. NCBI's taxonomy places the organism in Eukaryota, Metazoa, Cnidaria, Anthozoa, Malacalcyonacea, Plexauridae. The record is from the annotation of a GenBank genome assembly.